Molecule: messenger RNA, 1008 nt
Organism: Ustilago hordei
Lineage: Eukaryota; Fungi; Basidiomycota; Ustilaginomycetes; Ustilaginales; Ustilaginaceae
Product: putative lysozyme
Exons: 4
Coding region: 1-1008 (335 amino acids)
Biological process (GO): cell wall macromolecule catabolic process; peptidoglycan catabolic process; carbohydrate catabolic process
Molecular function (GO): lysozyme activity
Source: RefSeq, a predicted model, not a curated record
AUGGCUUGUUCCAUACUUACGUCUACGGUCCCCACGCCGUUCCUCGUCCACUCGAGAUGCACGUUGCAAGUAGUCCACCUCGAAGAGUCGCAGCUGCAAGCUGUCACAAACGCCAAUGGUCAGAUCGGACUUGACUUUGACUCGAAGAAGUAUCAAGACAGCGAUACCAAGCCUUUUGGAACAAUGCUGCACGUGAACAGUGUCUUUAACCGACAGUUGAUUGAACCAGUACCCUUGCCCAAUCUCGAGCAGUACAACUACACACAAUCAUGCUCCCUAACCACUGCUGGCACAAACCAGAUCAAGUUGGCAACUACUACCAUCCUUGCCGCCGUGGCUAGCCUUGCUACCUUGAUUGAUGCCUCUCCCAUCGACAAACGAGUGUCCGGCGUUAGAGGUCAAGACGUGAGCGCGUACCAGCCUAACGUCAACUUCAACACCGAGGCCUCAAAGGGAUGCAAGUUUGUCUACAUUAAAGCAACCGAGCGUACCACUUUCAAGUCUUGCACAUUCUCGUCUCAGUACAACGGUGCUACCAGCGCCGGUUUGAUCCGCGGGGCCUACCACUUUGCGCGUCCCAACUCCUCCUCUGGUUCCGCUCAAGCUAAGUUCUUCCUUGCCAAUGGAGGAGGCUGGUCUAAUGAUGGUAGAACGUUGCCAGGCGUAGUGGACUUGGAGUCCGUCAGCGGCCAGCCCACUUGCUAUGGCCUUUCAAAGAGCCAGUUGAUCUCUUGGCUGCAAGAUUUUGGUUCUACAUACUACUCUGCAACUGGUAGAUGGCCCACAAUUUACACUAGUUCGGGCUGGUGGAAUGAGUGUGUUGCUUCUAGUGCUUUUGCCGCCGACUAUUUGCUGUGGAUAGCUAACUAUGUCCUGUCUUGCCCAAAGAUGCCGACUGGUUUCAGCUACUAUAGCUUCUGGCAAUACGCGGAUAGCGUUGAUUUGAGUGGGGACCAGGACGUUUGGAAUGGUUCUCUGGAAUCACUCAAGGCCUACGCUCGAGGUUAA